CAAAGGCUUACAACGUUGAGCCAAACUCCCUGCUUGGAACAACCAUCUAAUCUCUACCGAUCACAUAUUACCAGUUGCCUAGACUUGCACCCCAGGAUGCCCAUGGCCGUUGAAGCAUGCCCAAUCUCAGCUCGCGGCCGAAGAAAACAAGCAUAACCCGCACCCGCAAUGGAUGCCACAAUUGCCGUCGACGGCGAGUGAAGUGUGAUCAAAGGCGACCGCAUUGCAAUGCUUGCGUUAGACUGGCCCUUGAUUGUGAAGGAUACAAUACUCGACCGAGGUUCCAAUUCCACGCUCAGACGGGCAAGCCUGUCGAACAGACCGUCAGGUUUGCGGAAUGGGGCCCUAUCUAUGUUCCUGGCUCGAGGUCAGGUGGAAGCCCGCCCUCGAAGACGAGAACACCGACGCAUGCCGCCUCGCCAGUACUAUCUUCCGUUUUCUUUACCCCUUAUCCAGAUAUUGUUGUCAACGCUCCAUCAACCCCGGAGACCUUUGAGAAUAGUGCUGAAAUCGAAUGCUUCAGGCUCAAAGGCAUUGCUUCUGUCUUCAAUUGUGCUUCGGCCACCCUUUAUGACAAGGAGCCGUCGUGCGUUGGUGAGAAGUCUUAUCUCUUGGACCUAGCUCAUCCCACCACCUUGUUUCCAACCUCACUCGCAUCGAAUAAUUCGAAAUGCAUGGACGAGAUCUACUGGCAUCAUUGGCGAACGAGAGUUGUCGAGUUCUUGCCCCAAGUAUUCGACCAUAUCACUGCUACGCCACCGCAAUUUAUUCCUCUCAAGAACGUCUUACUAGCUGUCUCCAGCAUACACUUUGCUCGGUCGGUGUCAUCAGCUGUUGGUGAACCCGGAUUACAGCCACGCAGAGAAGCCUUCAUGAAGAACGAACACCGCCUUCGCAGCUUGAACUAUUACAGUACCGCCAUGAGACUUUUGGCGGAUGUGAUGCCUACAGCAUCAGCCGAUCAAGCACAGGAUGUAUUUGCCACUUUACUAUUGUUUCAUUUCGUUGAACUAGACAUUGGGUCCUUCUCCGGAGUCCUCACUCACAUGGAUGGGAUGGACAAAGUGCUUCCUUUCUUUCGAGACCAGCUAACUUCAACGCAACUGGGCAAGAGACUUCUUUCCACGUGGCUGACAUGCCGAUCGCUUGUUGUGAAUCGAAGGAUCUCCCUUGCUUUUGCUGACGCAAGGCACGAGGUACCAUCACUCUGGAGGUUGAGGACAGUGGAUGCCGUGGAAGAUACCCUGACUGCCCUCCACACAACGAGUGAUACAAUCAUCAUGAUUCUCUGCGAGGGAAUAGAGCUCUCACGCAAGAUCAUCCUAGAUUUUGCCGUCUGUCGGGAUAUAGCAUUCGCCCAAGAAGGGAACCGACAUCCAAAUUUCUGCUCAAUGCUGAAACAUGCAGGGCUACCAAUGUCAAGAAGCGGGGUCUCGCAGCCUGAGUUGGCUGCCAUCAGCGAGGCCUACCAGAACUCUUUGUCCGACCAGAGAGGAAGGCUAGAACACUGGUACUCACAGCUCGAUGAUGCCGAGCUCCCCAUCGCCUGUUCCCCUUCUCGCCCACAGCACUCAAGGACGAUCGGUGGCGCUCUUCUUGUCCCGGCCUUGAAACUACGCACGCACAACUCGGCCAUGGAUUAUGCAUAUUACGCGGCUGCCCGGCUGCUCUGCUCGACCGACUUCUGGGAAAGAAUUGUAGAUGAUCAAACUUCAGCAACGACCUCCCUACCCUCGAUUACCGAAUGGGAACUGCUCAUCCUACGUAUAGCAGCAGGUCUUUCCUUCCAAGACUGCGACCCAACGUCGAAGUCUUCCGCAAUCGGGAUUGGCUCCCUCCUCGGUUUUUGUGCUGGUUGGUGUCCUGACCGGGCUGUGGGAAACUGGGUGGAGAGUUACAUCCGGCGUCUUGACAAUUUUGGCAUAGAGAUUGAUGGAACUUUUCCGAAUUCAAUUGUUCUAAGGAAUUUGCAAGAGGUUAUCGCCAUGAAACAACAAAGCCGAGAUUGCUACAUCCUUAGUCUCCUAGAGCCCACGAAUUUGGAUCGAGAUGAGAUUUACAGACCUGGAGCACACUUUGGAGUCGCAAUGUGUGGAAAGGAUUGGAACACAGGUCUUCUGUGGAACUCGGUGUUAGUCCUCUCUCUUUAAAGAGAGACAAAACCUUGGACAAUUCUCUCUAGGUGGGCCUCAGCAGCGUCUUGCUCCACCAGGCAACUUCCUCUGCCUUUUGGCUGAUCAGGGUGUGGGCUUUGAUGAAGCCAUGUCCUUCUCCUUCGUAUAUGACAACCUUGACCAGGUCUUCCGGAACCAUGGAAUUGUCCCUCUCUCUUAUAGCCUCCUUGAUGGCACUUUCCAUCAUCUCCGCCUGGUCAGGCGGCACAACUAUGUCCUCCCUACCUUGCAGGAGCAAUACAGGUGCCUUGAUCUGCUGAGCGUGGUAUAGCGGGCUGCGCUCCUGAUAAAGACGUUCCUUCUCUUCUGCACUCACUGGAGACCGGGGGAGCAGUAGUCCUUCGAGAUAUCGCGAUUCGAACUUGUGAGUUGUCUUUUCCAAUGUCUGCAAACAACAGACCCCAAAUAACGAGAUGCCACCUGCCCAUACUUCAGGAUAUUCCGUCAUGCAUCGUAAAACAGCAUAUCCUCCGGCACUGCCACCUCGAAUGCCGACACGGGACCGGUCAAUAAUAGACCGUGAAGCAAGGUAGUGUACACAGCUAACCACGUCCUCGGCGUCUAUGACUCCCCAAUUACCCUUGAGAAGCUCGCGGUACUCUCGUCCAUAACCGCUCGAGCC
Molecule: messenger RNA, 2796 nt
Organism: Exophiala oligosperma
Lineage: Eukaryota; Fungi; Ascomycota; Eurotiomycetes; Chaetothyriales; Herpotrichiellaceae
Exons: 2
Coding region: 117-2150 (677 amino acids)
Biological process (GO): regulation of DNA-templated transcription
Molecular function (GO): zinc ion binding; DNA-binding transcription factor activity, RNA polymerase II-specific
Source: RefSeq, a predicted model, not a curated record